CAAUUAAUACCUCCCUCCUCCCACCUUCGACUUCCACUGCUCUCCCCUCUCCGGCUGUCUGCAACCUGACCUGGGCUUCAUCUCCUCCUCCUCCUCCCCCUCCUCUUACGGAGAAGGUCGUUGAACGUCUCCCACUUGCAUGUGUUGAGAAGGAAGUAGGAAGGAGGACGAAGCGCGGCAACAAUGGCAGGAGAUCAGCUCCAAGUCCUCAAUGCUCUGGAUGUCGCCAAGACGCAGUGGUACCACUUCACGGCCAUAGUCAUCGCCGGCAUGGGCUUCUUCACCGACGCCUACGACCUCUUCUGCAUCUCCCUCGUCACCAAGCUCCUCGGUCGCAUCUACUACUUCGACCCCAGCUCGGCGUCGCCCGGGACGCUCCCGCCCAACGUGGCUGCCGCUGUGAAUGGUGUCGCCUUCUGCGGCACCCUCACCGGCCAGCUCUUCUUUGGGUGGCUCGGUGAUAAGCUCGGCCGCAAGAAGGUCUACGGCAUGACCCUCAUGCUCAUGGUCAUCUGCUCCGUCGCCUCCGGCCUCUCCUUCGGCCACACCGCCAAGGGCGUCGUGGCCACGCUCUGCUUCUUCCGCUUCUGGCUCGGCUUUGGCAUCGGCGGCGACUACCCGCUUUCCGCCACCAUCAUGUCGGAGUACGCCAACAAGAAGACCCGCGGCGCGUUCAUCGCCGCCGUCUUCGCCAUGCAGGGCUUCGGCAUCCUCGCCGGCGGGAUCGUCGCCAUCGUGGUCUCUGCCGCUUUUAAGAACCACUUUGAUGCGCCGACCUACGCCGUUGACCCUGCCGGCUCCACCGUGCCGGAGGCCGACUACAUCUGGCGCAUCAUCCUCAUGCUCGGUGCGGCGCCGGCGGCCCUGACAUACUACUGGCGGAUGAAGAUGCCCGAGACCGCGCGAUACACCGCCCUGGUCGCCAAGAACGCGAAGCAGGCGGCCGCGGACAUGUCGAAGGUCCUCCAGGUGGAGAUCUUGGAGGAGCAGGAGAAGGUCGAGCAGCUGACCAUGAAGGAGGCCAACAGCUUCGGCCUCUUCUCCAGGGAGUUCGCCCGCCGGCACGGCGUCCACCUCGUCGGCACCACCACCACCUGGUUCCUCCUCGACAUCGCCUUCUACAGCCAGAAUCUCUUCCAGAAGGACAUCUUCAGCGCCAUCGGGUGGAUCCCCAAGGCGGCCACCAUGAACGCCAUCGAGGAGGUGUUCCGGAUCGCCCGGGCGCAGACGCUCAUCGCGCUCUGCGGCACCGUGCCGGGCUACUGGUUCACCGUCGCCUUCAUCGACACCAUGGGCCGGUUCGCCAUCCAGCUCAUGGGCUUCUUCUUCAUGACCGUGUUCAUGCUCGGCCUCGCCAUCCCCUACCAUCACUGGACCACCUCGGGCAACCACAUCGGCUUCGUCGUCAUGUACGGGUUCACCUUCUUCUUCGCCAACUUCGGGCCCAACAGCACCACCUUCAUCGUGCCGGCGGAGAUCUUCCCGGCGCGGCUGCGGUCCACAUGCCACGGCAUCUCGGCAGCCGCGGGCAAGGCCGGGGCCAUCGUGGGCGCCUUCGGAUUCCUGUACGCGGCGCAGAGCCGGGAUCCGACGAAGCGGGACAAGGGGUACCCUGCCGGCAUCGGCGUCCGCAACGCGCUCUUCGUGCUCGCGGCAUCCAAUCUUGUGGGCCUUAUCUUUACCUUCCUGGUGCCCGAGUCGAAGGGCAAAUCGCUGGAGGAAAUGUCCGGCGAGAACGAAGAGGAGCAGGACACCUCCUCCCCUGCUCCUUACGGCAGGACAGUCCCUGUUUAGCGUUAACCUCCGUCCUCGGUCGACCUGCGCUUCGUUAAGCACACCCCAAUCUGGUGAUCCAAUCUUGUGGUACUCUCAUACAUGUAUGCAAACAUAUUCAGUGGCAAAAAGGUUCUAUUGUUUGGAAUUAUGGACUUCAAUGGUAACAAUCGACGGAGGAAGAAGAAGAAGAAACAUGUAUUAAUGGUAUUGAUUCAACCUUUAAUGCUAUAAUCGAAUCCAUCACGAUGAA
Messenger RNA from Musa acuminata AAA Group (dessert banana), 2026 nucleotides. Its product is annotated as probable inorganic phosphate transporter 1-8. Gene Ontology annotation, cellular component: membrane. The record is from RefSeq and is a predicted model, not a curated record. Gene Ontology annotation, molecular function: phosphate transmembrane transporter activity. Gene Ontology annotation, biological process: phosphate ion transport; transmembrane transport. The transcript is spliced from 2 exons. NCBI's taxonomy places the organism in Eukaryota, Viridiplantae, Streptophyta, Magnoliopsida, Zingiberales, Musaceae. The coding region runs from base 184 to 1794 and encodes 536 amino acids.